AUGAAGGAUUCAGGACAGGCUAUUCCACUUGUAGUAGAAAGCUGCAUUCGUUACAUCAAUUUGUACGGCCUUCAGCAGCAGGGCAUUUUCAGAGUCCCUGGCUCCCAAGUGGAAGUCAACGACAUCAAGAAUUCAUUUGAGAGAGGUGAAGAUCCCCUUGCUGACGAUCAAAAUGAACGUGACAUUAAUUCAGUGGCUGGAGUCUUGAAGCUGUAUUUCCGAGGACUGGAAAACCCCCUCUUUCCUAAGGAAAGGUUUCAAGAUUUGAUAUCUACUAUAAAAAUCGAGAACCCCACUGAGAGAGUGCACCAGAUCCAGCAAAUCAUCGUCACUCUGCCUCGGGCUGUCAUUGUCGUCAUGAGAUAUCUUUUUGCUUUCCUUAAUCACUUAUCGCAGUACAGUGAUGAGAACAUGAUGGAUCCCUACAACCUGGCCAUCUGCUUUGGGCCCACUCUGAUGCACAUUCCAGAUGGGCAGGAUCCGGUGUCCUGCCAAGCCCAUGUCAACGAGGUCAUCAAAACCAUCAUCAUUAACCACGAGGGCAUCUUCCCCAGCCACAGAGAGCUGGAAGGACCUGUCUACGAGAAGUGCAUGACUGGAGGGGAGGAGUACUGUGACAGCCCACACAGCGAGCCAGGCACAAUCGAUGAGGUUGACCAUGACAACGGCACGGAGCCACACACCAGUGAUGAUGAAGUGGAGCAGAUUGAAGCCAUAGCAAAGUUUGACUACAUUGGACGAUCUCCACGAGAGCUCUCGUUUAAGAAAGGGGCCUCGCUGCUCCUGUACCAUCGGGCAUCAGAAGACUGGUGGGAAGGGAGACAUAAUGGUGUGGAUGGCCUCAUACCCCACCAGUACAUUGUGGUGCAAGACAUGGAUGAUGCGUUCUCCGACAGCCUGAGUCAGAAGGCGGACAGUGAGGCGAGCAGUGGACCGCUGCUGGACGAUAAAGCCUCCUCCAAGAACGACAUCCAGUCCCCGACAGACCAUAUUGUGGACUAUGGCUUUGGGGGUGUAAUGGGCCGAGUGAGAUUGAGGUCUGACGGUGCAGCUAUCCCUCGCCGUCGAAGCGGGGGGGACACCCACAGCCCGCCCCGAGGGAUGGGUCCUGGCAUAGACACUCCUCCUCGAGCAGCGGCCUGCCCUAGCAGCCCCCACAAAAUACCUCUUAACAGGGGCAGGAUUGAGAGUCCCGAAAAGCGCAGAAUGGCGACAUUCGGCAGUGCAGGCAGCAUCAAUUUCCCAGACAGGAAGGCCUUGUCUGAUGGCCACCCGCUGAGAUCGACCUGUGGAUCGACUAGACACAGUAGUCUUGGAGAUCAGAAAUCUCUAGAAGCAGAAGCGCUUGCUGAGGACAUCGAGAAGACCAUGAGCACGGCACUGAACGAGCUGCGGGAGCUGGAGAGGCAGAAUACAGCCAAGCAGGCCCCCGAUGUGGUCCUGGACACGCUGGAGCCCAUGAAGAACCCCCCA
Phaethon lepturus (White-tailed tropicbird) is the source of this 1473-nucleotide messenger RNA. RefSeq names its product SLIT-ROBO Rho GTPase-activating protein 3. NCBI's taxonomy places the organism in Eukaryota, Metazoa, Chordata, Aves, Phaethontiformes, Phaethontidae. The transcript is spliced from 10 exons. Gene Ontology annotation, molecular function: protein binding. Gene Ontology annotation, biological process: signal transduction; negative regulation of cell migration. The record is from RefSeq and is a predicted model, not a curated record. The annotation marks the transcript as partial. Gene Ontology annotation, cellular component: cytoplasm.